GAAAUGUCUUGGAGAGAUAUAUUCUACCCUGGAAACCCUGAAAGAAGGGAGAUGCUUAUCCGUAAAAAUCAAGAGCUUCAAGAUUUGAUGAAAAACAACUUCCGAGCCACCAACAAACUCAUUGAAACUCUUAAAAAACACUUACAAUUGUCCUUCAGUCCGAUUGCCCUGAAUGAGAAAGCUACAGUUCAGGAGAACUGUGAUAUAAUCAUUGGAUGCAUUCAUGAGAUCCAGGCAGAAGUGGAGAAGAUUGGUAAAAAGCUGAAGGAGAAGCUGGACCCCACACUAUAUGAGAAACUGAAAGACAUGAAUCUGUCUGUCCAUGACCUUACACAAGUUGCAAGACAUGUUUCUAUAGCUUUAGGCACUGUAGGCAUGGCUUCUUCUCUUGUAGUUAGUUGGCUCAUUACAAGUGGAAGGAUUUUGACAAACCUAAAAUUAACUUUUGUCAGAAUCGCAACAGGAUUGGCAGCUGGUGUUGCACUUGGGGUGGUAUUUAUGGGGGUUGAUAUGAUUGUUCAGGCCAUUCUAGGGAGUAUUGAGCGUGAUCAACUUGAGAAAUCCCUGAAAGAGUAUGACGAGGCUUUGGAACAAUUUGGACUGGCAUCUGAAAAAUAUCAGGAUAGCAUAACCUAUGUCAGGGUGAGAAUUGAGAUGAUUGAAGAAUGA
Molecule: messenger RNA, 669 nt
Organism: Carassius carassius (crucian carp)
Lineage: Eukaryota; Metazoa; Chordata; Actinopteri; Cypriniformes; Cyprinidae
Product: single-pass membrane and coiled-coil domain-containing protein 3-like
Exons: 1
Coding region: 4-669 (221 amino acids)
Source: RefSeq, a predicted model, not a curated record